UAAUAUUAUAAAACAUAAUUUUACAAUUCCUCAAGAUGGCGCUCUGACGUCACUAAGGUAAACUGUAAUGGCUGCCACAGAAGACUGACAGGUGGUUGACUAUCGUUUAUCACUUCACAUAUUUAAAAUGGGUGGAAGCCAUUCCAACUCCUCAUCAAAAGAUGUGGAGGAAGGUAGAGUUCGACAAAAUCCACAAAAAAUCUAUGGUUUAUCACGCUUGAUGACAGCAAAGGCUGAACACAACCAAACAGUUGCUGUCAAAGGCUGGGACAAACAUGAUGAAAACAUGAAAAACACACAGUUACUGAAGGGGUUGUACAAGACUUUAGAUCCGACAAUGAUGAAGGUAACACAAGAUGUCAAAGGAGAAAUACAGCUUUCAUUCAAGUAUGACUUCAAACGCAGUCUGCUUCUAGUGAAGGUCAUUAAAUGUCGUGACCUGAGGAUGAGAGACCUGCGGACAAAGAUGCCUGAUCCUUAUGUCAGAAUGAUCCUGAUGCCUGAUGAGGAAGAUAUGGAGGCCAAGAAGACUGGUGUAGUUCGCGGUGACAAUGAACCAAGGUUUGACGAGAUUUUUGCUUUUCGUCUUGAUGAACUGGAGUUAAUGAGUUUAAAAAUGAUCGUUGAUGUCCUAGAUGAUGACAUCACUGGACAAGAUGACAACCUAGGUCAGGUCAUCAUAGAUCUCAAUUCCUUCAACUUUAAAGAGAGUUCCACCCAUACAGCCUGGUACAUGCUGGCUAGAGAGACUGACUUCACAGUAGCUGGGGACCUAGAAAUCACUCUGGCCUUUCAGCUACCCAACAGUCUGUGGGUGACUGUCCACAGAGCAUCCAAUCUUCCUCCCAGGUCUGAUGGAAAACCAGCUGAUGUUUUCGUCAAGAUAAACAUUCCUGGAACUAAGAAGUUCUUCCAAACUCAUGUAAAAAAACAGACUUUGGAUCCUGAAUGGGAGGAAAGCUUUGAGUUUGAAGUAGCCAAAGAGGAAUUUGGGAUGAGACAGGUGAUUUUUCAUGCAAUUGAUGAGGACAAGGAAAGUGGGAAUGAGUCGCUUGGCCAGGUGGUCAUCAAUCUGGCUGACUUUGACCCCGACAGGGGACUGUACAGAUCAGAAAAGCUUGCUGACCUGAGGUCUACCAAAUGUUUGAGGAGUAAAUGGGCUCAGCACAGUGUAAUGCAGGAGUUCCGACAGUCCCUUUUGGCUCAUGCUCAGAGCAAGACCCCGAAAAUCUUGUAUGGCCCUCACAGAGGACAAACGGUAGUAAGCGUGAGCUGUCGCAAGGCAGGCGCCUGUGGUAAGAUUCGCAUGGUAGAGGGUAUUCCCAUCAAGUAACCGUGACGUCAAUCGGCAGACCGAACGGAAGGACCACUGGAUAACAAGGACGACUGCUCUGAUUCAUCAUAUAGGAAGCUGUCUAUUUUGAUAAUAUCCUCAUCUUCUUCGUUUCUUUUUUUCUCGUGUUUAUGAAUAUAUUGAAUAAUUAGUGUUUUGAUAGGUAGACACUAAACAUGGGCGACUCAAAUGACGGCAUACCACGUAUAAUAACACAACAGUUGUAACAUUCGGAUAUCCCGCUGGCAGUAAUUUACAUAUACAAUAGGUGCAUUUGAGGAGUACUGUUAUCUACUACGGGUUCAUGUAAAGCCAAGGGCUCGGCCUAAAAUCGGACAAAUCAUACUCGACACGUGGUGGGAAUUACUUGUGUUUUGACGUUGUUGACGGAAAGAUCUAUAGUUGAUCUAACACGCCUAUUUAUCUGCACGAUUUUGACAGUUGAAGUCUUUGUCAUGGUAUUAAUGCAACGGGAAAACUUAAAUCGCUUUUGAUUAACUUUUGAAAAAAAUAUAUAAAAAAAAUCUUCAGGGAAAGCAACAGUUGUGAUGACCCAUCAACGCUUGCUUACAUUUUAUAACAAAAGACUAUGUCGAGAGGGUUUUAAGAACUACAUGAUUUUAUCUUUAAUGAAAUUUAGAUCAUCGUAGUUUUCAAAGAAAAUCUCACUAACACUAUGCUAACAAGUUACUGAUAGAGUUUUAGUGGUAUUAGCCAUUCUUCCAGAGGGAAAGAUUUGAUGUUGGUCCAUAAGAUUAAGAUCUUGGUAGGCCAUUUCGGUAGAGCUGUUGACAAGCAAAAUAUGGGGCUGGUGUUUGAGGCCGACGGUGUACACCGUUAUCUUCACCAGCUCUUGCAGAGAUUUAAUGCAUUUUCCAAAAGUUAAUAAUAUUCCUUAUCAGUAGAGUUGAUAGCUAUCUAUAGUUUUUGAUCCAAAAGAACCUCUUUGGUUUUGGCAUUUCCCAAGAAAAUAUUUUAUCAGAUGUAAUAGCCAUCUAAAUUUAUGGUUUGAUAUCAGUGGAUCUCCAGUUUGCUAUCAACAACUACCCUACUGUGAACAGAUGCAGGGUGAAGUGCAGUUAACAUGAUGCACCAUGGCUAAUACCAAUACCCCCACAAUGGGUGCCUUUAAUUCUGACAUUCCCCUGGUCUGGGGGUCGUAGAAAUGGUAAAUAGGGCGUUCCACUGGAGUCUUAUCACUGUGAGUUUUAAGACAACAACAGGUUUACCAAGAUCUAGUACAGAUCGGCGUGAUAUGGGUUUUUUUUUGUGGGGAUUUGAAACAAUGAAAUCUACGAUUUGCUGACUAAAACACUGAUUGGUCUGAAAGCACGAGAGAUAUGACCAACUGACCUAGAUUUAUUCAUUUUACGUCAUGGUCAGCAUGAUGAGUACCAAUCAAUAUGUCAAUGGCCAAAGUACGUUAAAUACAUGAAAUUGUUAUUUUAUUAUUUAACUUUUAAUUUUCUAUGCUUAAGAAAUAAUUAAGAAAUAUUUAUCUGCAGCUACAUUUCCGGGAUAUAUUUUCAAAGUUAUAUGUUAUAUAACAUGAUAUGGUUAUGUAUAUUAACUUAGUGUUCAUAGCAGUCAUGGCUUCUCUCUAAUAAUAUCCGCAUCGUUUUCACUUUGAUUUCAUGCAUCUUUCGUCGGACUGAAUACAUCUCGAUUGUUUGAUACUGAAAAUAGUAAUUACUUUUUGUAAUAUUGGUAAAGAAUAUACAUUUAAUGGAAAGUAAUUUGUAUGUAGUUCAAAUUUAUCUAGAUAAGAAAUUGUCUCUUAUUAUGUUGAUCGUGUUAUAAUGUCUCUUGUGUUAUUUUCGUUUUGAUAACUGCACGUUUCUUGAUAUAUUUUAAUGUGUAUCGUAAGACCUAAUGCUAUCAUCCUGUGUACAUAUAUAUACACGUGUUUUAAAACAGAGUAGGACAUCUUGAAGCUAUCCCAUUUUAAGCACUUUAUUUUUGACAUACGCAAUAUAGUCGUAUAAGAGGAAAUGCAUUUGCGUCAUUUGUACAAACGUGACGACUUAAGGUAUCAUUUCAUUUUACACUUAAUCUCAAGUUUCUUAUCUAAUGAUAUUAUAAUGUAACGCUUUAAUAGUCCCAUAUCACUGUGAUCUAAUCAAACCUAUGUUUACAUAGAAUGCAUAUUCCUUGUAUGAACGUGUAUAAUUCUUAUACAUAUCUUAAUGUUUUUAUUGAGUUAUACCCACCGACUUUGAACUGUGAUUUAUUACAGAAUGUUGUUGCCGUAAGAAACUGUUCAUUAUACAAUUGAUAUCUGGAAUUACAGUUUUCGUAUCUAUUCACUUUAAGACUAUUUCGCGUAUUUCUUUUUUAGCGAAUAUCAUUUCCUUGCAUAACAUCUAAAUAAUGUUUAUAUUGAAAUAACAUUGUCUCUGUAUCGACUCCAAUAAUAAUUGCAAAAAUUAAAAAGCAGAGUGAAAACAAAACCAGAAGUACAAUCCUUUGUGAAUAAUUAUUAUAAUCUACAUACAUGAUGUUACAUAGUAUAAGUAUUUUUUUCUGUUUUAAUGUAUCAAUAUACAAUUGUUUGUAUCCCUUAUUAGUCAACAAUCAGAACUCUUUCAUUUCGGUGUUAGAACCAACCUGGCCGAGGAGGAAAUAGUUAUGACGGUUGACUGAUAUGGAAGGGGCGAGACAACUGUUUUGUUCCUUAAUAAGUAAAAUAAUUAGAUAUACCCAAUUUAAAAAUCAGAUAAAGAAGACUCUCGUCUGAUAUGUACUCGAACCAUCCAUAAGCAGACGUCGGCAAUCGCGAUCAGAAAGACGCUUCAUCAUAACUGUUUGAAUGUUUUGGGCGCGUUCGUAUGUUCAACGUCGGUUAACAUUGUUGACUAUUAAACGGUCAACAUUUUUGACUGUUAAUCGACAUGUUUUCUAGCUUUUUCUCGGAAACAGUCGAACACACUUUAUUUACAUUUAAAUUAAAAGUCGUCCGGUAACAAUACUAUUUAUUUAUUUAUAGAGUUUUUGCUUUUCUGUUCAUUUUUUCUUAAUGUAAUUAUGAAAGUAGUUGCACGACGGUGAUUGUAUUCUCUUUCUUAUAUAUAAACGGACGUUCGGUACGACAUCUUUCAUUGUUAAUCGUGUUUCAUCAAUUUACAUCCUAACCUUAUUCAGUAAAUGUCUGAUAUGGUUAUUAGAAACGCUAUGAAACAGGGUUAGGGUGCUUAUUUUUACGAUGACAAGUGUGAACACUCCGUUGACAUUUUGCAGUUUCAGAAAGAAAGAUCAUAAAAAGUAGUCGACUAUAAAAAAAACGUUGAGUAUAUUUUUAUGUAAAGUGCAUCGGCGUUUUUUUUUUCUUUUUUUUUCUUUUUUUUAAAUAUUUUUUAUAGACACGACAUUGAUUUACGACAUUGAGAUGUAUUUUAUGCAGUUGAUCUGCGACGGUUAAGGCGUGUGAUGUAGUUCAGACGACUGUGGACAGCUGGCUGGCCCGGUAUAGCAAUAUUUACUGUUGAGCAUUCCAUAUAUAUAUACUAAUCUUUAUUUACACAACGUUAUGAGUCUCUGUUCAUAUAUUUGUAAUAAAAACCAUUCCACAUCA
Pecten maximus is the source of this 4904-nucleotide messenger RNA. Its product is annotated as synaptotagmin-7-like. Gene Ontology annotation, molecular function: neurexin family protein binding. Gene Ontology annotation, cellular component: exocytic vesicle; plasma membrane. The record is from RefSeq and is a predicted model, not a curated record. Gene Ontology annotation, biological process: exocytosis. NCBI's taxonomy places the organism in Eukaryota, Metazoa, Mollusca, Bivalvia, Pectinida, Pectinidae. The transcript is spliced from 9 exons. The coding region runs from base 128 to 1333 and encodes 401 amino acids.